CAUCUAUGGUGCCGCCGCAAAUCUUUUCAUCGAAUCAAUUUCAAGACAUCGAAAACUUAGAAGCUUCUAAGCUUAAUAAUGUUGAAAUGUCUGCGACUAACUCUAAUACAUUUGCAAAUUCGAAAGAUAAAGAAUCAGCGAACACACUUAUGCUUCAUAAAAGAGACCAACAUCCCUCUUCUGAUCAAAAACGCUCUAUAGCAUCUAUGAUGCCGAAAAUCUUUUCAUCGAAUCAAUUUCAAGACAUCGAAAACUUAGAAGCCUCCAACUUUAAUAAUGCUGAAAUGUCCGCGACUAACUCUAAUGCAUUUGCAAAUUCGAAAAAUAAAGAAUCAGCGAACACGAUGAUGUUUCAUAAAAGAAAUCAAUCUCAACUUUCGGAUGAAAAGCGCUCCAUAGCACUUACCCCACCAUCGGUCUUUUCUUCGAGUCAAAAUCAAGAUAUCGAAAAUACUGAUGCCGCGAACCUUAACGCAGUUGAAAUGUCAGCGAAUAAUGCUAAUACUUUAGCCAAUGCAAAAGAUAUAGAAUCAUCAAGCUCAAUGUUUCUUAGAAGGUUUCUACCUCCAUCUAAGCCAUUAAUUUCGACUAAUCAAUACCAAGAUCUAGAAAAUCUUGAAGCCGCAAACCUUGGAACAGUUGAAAUGUCAGCGAAUAAUGCUAAUGCUUUACAAUCUUCAAAAAAUGUAGAUUCAUCAAAUACGUUUAUGAUUCAUAAAAGAAAUCAUCUUAAAUCUUCGGAUCAAGAGCGUUCCAUAUUACCUAAUCUUAAUUCACCUAAUCUUAAUUCACCUAAUCCUAAUUCACCAUUGGGUUUCUUCUCUAAUCAAAAUCAAGACAUAGAAAAUACAGAAGCCGCGAAUUAUAACGCAGCUGAAGCGUCUGCUACUAAUGCUAAUAAUUUACAAUCAUCAAAAGAUCAAGGAUCAUCAAAUACGUUCAUGAUACAUAAAGAACGUUCCAUAUUACCUAAUUCACCAUUAAAUCUCUUAUCUAAACAAGAUCAAGACAUAGAAAACACGGAAGCCGCUAACCUGAAGAACGUUGAAAUGUCUGCAACUAAUGCUAAUACUUAUGCAGCUUCAAAAGAUCAAGGAUCCGCAAACAAUGUAAUAAUAAAAAAACGAAACGAACUUUUUGAACGUGACGCCGGUAUACAAUAUUCAUUAGAUCAGUACCCGGACACUGAAGAAGUCAAACGAAACGAGGCAUAUCAUGAUUUUAACAUUCGCUACCAAUAUUUCAUCGAUCAGUUUGAUAAUUUUGGGCCGAACGACUUAUACUACGGACACUACCUCGAUAUUUUUGACCCAUACUUUAGACAUUAUUCAGCACCUUCUGGCCCAGACUAUCAAACAUAUCUUGAGACUAUGCACGAUAAUUAUAGACGUUCCGCCGAACUGUUAGAAAAUACACUAUUCAGACGUGGUAUCCCAGUUGGAGUCCCAGCACCCAUAAAUCAUUA
Messenger RNA from Dentiscutata erythropus, 1465 nucleotides. The record is from the annotation of a GenBank genome assembly. Lineage: Eukaryota; Fungi; Glomeromycota; Glomeromycetes; Diversisporales; Gigasporaceae.